Marmota flaviventris (yellow-bellied marmot) is the source of this 3682-nucleotide messenger RNA. RefSeq names its product formin like 2 (gene Fmnl2). Gene Ontology annotation, biological process: cortical actin cytoskeleton organization; cell migration; regulation of cell shape. Gene Ontology annotation, cellular component: cytosol. The record is from RefSeq and is a predicted model, not a curated record. Gene Ontology annotation, molecular function: actin filament binding; small GTPase binding. NCBI's taxonomy places the organism in Eukaryota, Metazoa, Chordata, Mammalia, Rodentia, Sciuridae.
AUGGGCAACGCAGGGAGCAUGGAUUCUCAGCAGACCGAUUUCAGAGCGCACAACGUGCCUUUGAAGCUGCCGAUGCCCGAGCCAGGUGAACUGGAGGAGCGAUUUGCCAUCGUGCUGAAUGCUAUGAACCUACCUCCUGACAAAGCCAGGUUACUGCGUCAAUAUGACAAUGAGAAAAAAUGGGAACUGAUUUGUGACCAGGAACGAUUCCAGGUGAAGAAUCCUCCCCAUACAUACAUUCAAAAGCUCAAAGGCUAUCUGGAUCCAGCUGUAACCAGGAAGAAAUUCAGAAGGCGUGUACAAGAAUCUACGCAAGUGCUAAGAGAACUGGAAAUCUCUUUAAGAACUAACCACAUUGGAUGGGUCAGAGAGUUUUUGAAUGAAGAAAACAAAGGCCUUGAUGUCCUGGUAGAAUAUCUAUCAUUUGCACAGUAUGCAGUAACUUUUGACUUUGAAAGUGUGGAAAGUACAGUGGAAAGUUCGGUGGACAAAUCGAAGCCCUGGAGUAGGUCCAUCGAGGACCUGCACAGAGGGAGCAACCUGCCAUCACCCGUGGGCAACAGUGUAUCCCGUUCUGGAAGACAUUCGGCACUGCGAUAUAAUACUUUGCCCAGCAGAAGAACUCUGAAGAAUUCAAGAUUAGUGAGUAAGAAAGAUGACGUUCAUGUCUGCAUCAUGUGUUUACGUGCCAUCAUGAAUUACCAGUAUGGUUUCAACAUGGUCAUGUCUCAUCCACAUGCUGUUAAUGAGAUUGCACUAAGCUUAAACAACAAGAAUCCCAGAACAAAAGCCCUUGUCUUAGAACUGUUGGCAGCCGUUUGUCUUGUCAGAGGAGGGCACGAAAUCAUUUUAUCAGCUUUUGAUAACUUCAAGGAGGUUUGUGGAGAAAAACAGCGCUUCGAGAAGUUGAUGGAACAUUUCAGGAAUGAAGACAAUAACAUAGAUUUUAUGGUGGCCUCGAUGCAGUUUAUUAAUAUUGUAGUUCAUUCAGUAGAAGAUAUGAACUUCAGAGUUCACCUCCAAUAUGAAUUCACCAAAUUAGGCCUGGAUGAGUAUUUGGAUAAGCUGAAACACACAGAGAGUGACAAGCUGCAAGUACAGAUUCAGGCUUACCUGGACAAUGUGUUUGACGUAGGAGCUCUGCUGGAAGAUGCAGAAACCAAGAAUGCAGCCUUGGAGAGGGUGGAAGAACUGGAAGAAAACAUCUCUCAUUUAUCUGAGAAACUGCAAGACACAGAAAAUGAAGCCAUGUCUAAGAUUGUGGAACUGGAAAAGCAGCUCAUGCAGAGGAACAAGGAACUGGAUGUUGUGCGAGAAAUUUACAAAGAUGCAAAUACCCAAGUUCACACAUUAAGAAAAAUGGUUAAAGAAAAAGAAGAAGCCAUUCAAAGACAGUCUACCCUGGAAAAAAAGAUUCAUGAACUGGAGAAACAAGGGACCAUUAAAAUUCAGAAGAAAGGGGAUGGGGAUAUUGCUAUAUUGCCAGUUGUGGCUUCUGGCACAAUGUCCAUGGGGUCAGAUGCAGCACCGGGUAACUUUGUGGGACCAGUUUCAGGGGCUGCCUCCUCGGGACCCUUGCCUCCUCCUCCCCCGCCACUACCUCUAUCAUCAGACACACCUGAAGCAGUGCAAAAUGGCCCAGUAACACCACCUAUGCCUCCGCCUCCUCCGCCUCCACCUCCCCCACCUCCUCCUCCUCCCCCGCCCCCACCUCCUCCUCUCCCUGGUCCUGCAGCAGAGACUGUGCCAGCUCCUCCUCUGCCACCACCCCCUCCUCCCUCUGCACCCCCGCUGCCUGGAACAUCUUCACCCACAGUGGUUUUCAACUCAGGAUUAGCAGCUGUGAAAAUUAAGAAACCAAUCAAGACAAAGUUCAGAAUGCCGGUGUUUAACUGGGUUGCUCUGAAGCCCAAUCAGAUCAAUGGCACAGUCUUCAAUGAAAUUGAUGAUGAGCGAAUUCUGGAGGAUUUAAAUGUAGAUGAAUUUGAGGAAAUAUUCAAGACAAAGGCACAAGGUCCUGCCAUUGAUCUUUCUUCAAGCAAGCAGAAGAUAACACAGAAGGGAUCAAACAAAGUGACAUUACUAGAAGCAAAUAGGGCCAAAAACCUUGCCAUAACUUUAAGGAAAGCUGGAAAGACUGCCGAUGAGAUAUGUAAAGCAAUUCAUGUAUUUGACUUGAAAACACUGCCUGUAGACUUUGUAGAGUGUUUGAUGAGGUUCUUGCCAACUGAGAAUGAGGUAAAAGUGCUUCGGCUCUAUGAACGGGAAAGGAAGCCCCUGGAGAACUUGUCGGAUGAAGACCGUUUCAUGAUGCAGUUCAGUAAGAUCGAGAGGCUCCUACAGAAGAUGACCAUCAUGGCCUUCAUUGGGAACUUUGCUGAAAGCAUUCAGAUGUUGACUCCUCAACUGCAUGCAAUUAUAGCAGCAUCUGUCUCUAUAAAGUCAUCCCAAAAACUCAAGAAAAUUCUGGAGAUCAUCCUGGCCCUUGGAAAUUAUAUGAAUAGCAGUAAACGAGGAGCAGUUUACGGAUUUAAACUUCAGAGUUUAGAUUUGCUCUUAGACACAAAGUCAACAGACCGAAAGCAAACGCUGUUGCACUAUAUAUCGAAUGUUGUAAAAGAAAAAUAUCACCAAGUGUCUCUAUUCUAUAAUGAGCUUCAUUAUGUGGAAAAAGCUGCUGCAGUCUCCCUGGAGAAUGUUCUGCUAGAUGUGAAGGAGCUGCAGAGGGGCAUGGAGUUGACCAAGAGGGAGUACACCAUGCACGACCACAACACACUACUGAAGGAGUUCAUUUUCCACAAUGAGGCGAAGCUGAAGAAGCUGCAGGAUGAUGCCAAGAUUGCACAGGACGCCUUUGAUGACGUGGUGAAGUAUUUUGGAGAAAACCCCAAGACAACACCACCAUCCGUCUUCUUUCCCGUCUUCGUCCGGUUUGUGAAAGCCUAUAAGCAAGCAGAAGAUGAAAAUGAACUGAGGAAAAAGCAGGAACAAGCUCUCAUGGAAAAACUGCUGGAGCAAGAAGCUCUGAUGGAGCAGCAGGACCCAAAGUCUCCUUCUCAUAAAUCAAAGAGGCAGCAGCAGGAGUUAAUUGCAGAGUUAAGACGACGACAAGUUAAAGAUAACAGACAUGUAUAUGAGGGAAAAGAUGGUGCCAUUGAAGACAUCAUCACAGAUCUUAGAAACCAGCCAUACCGAAGAGCCGAUGCGGUGAGGAGAAGUGUUAGAAGGCGCUUUGAUGAUCAGAACUUGCGUUCUGUUAAUGGUGCCGAAAUAACGAUGUGAACCCAAGACCUGCCUGCAUGAAUAGAGGGUGUGCGUGAAUGAAACUGCCCAUGUAAAUUUCAUGUGCUACUAUUUAGCUGCAGCCUUGAACACAGAUAAAAUAAUUCCUAAGGGCUCAGAUUAGCAAAUACAUAGGAAUUUUAAAAUGAUGGGUUCUCUUUUCAACCCUUGUUAACAAGUGCCUAAAAAUGGAAGUACCUGCUCAGAUUAAUCAAAGCAAUAGGAUUUGAUUUGAUUAGGUAUCUUUUUACACCGGUAUGUUGUUCAGUUUUUUAACCAAAAUGUAAAUUUCAUAUUAAAUUCAUUACUUGCCAUUGUGUUUAUGCCAUGAUGGCCCACCCUGGUUUCCUGAUAAGUUGUAAAUAACAUGGAUGCAUCUGCUUGGGGCUUCCUUUGCUGA